Fonsecaea nubica is the source of this 591-nucleotide messenger RNA. RefSeq lists its product as hypothetical. Gene Ontology annotation, cellular component: intracellular membrane-bounded organelle. Gene Ontology annotation, molecular function: peptidyl-prolyl cis-trans isomerase activity. Gene Ontology annotation, biological process: protein peptidyl-prolyl isomerization; protein folding. The record is from RefSeq and is a predicted model, not a curated record. The coding region runs from base 1 to 591 and encodes 196 amino acids. Lineage: Eukaryota; Fungi; Ascomycota; Eurotiomycetes; Chaetothyriales; Herpotrichiellaceae. The transcript is spliced from 3 exons.
AUGGCGACAGCAGCGACAGACAAGAUCCCCGUCCCGAAACCGGGGGAGGGCGAGCCGAUUGUAUUUUUCGACAUUCAGAUUGGCGGCGAACCACUCGGCCGGAUAAAGAUGCACCUCUUCUCCAACACGGUGCCCAAGACGGCCGAGAACUUCCGCCAGUUCUGCACGGGCGAGCACAAGGGCAUGGGCAACAAGCCGAUGGGGUAUAAGGGGAGCAAGUUCCACCGGGUGAUCAAAAACUUCAUGAUCCAAGGCGGCGACUUCCUCCACUCGGACGGCACGGGCAGCACGAGCAUCUACAACAACGCCGCCUUCGCCGACGAGUCGUUUGCCAUAAAGCACACUCGCCCCGGGUUGCUGUCCAUGGCCAACUCGGGCCCCAACACCAACGGGUGUCAGUUCUUCAUCACCUGCGCGGCCGCCCCCUGGCUGGACAACAAGCACGUCGUGUUCGGGCAGGUCGCGGACGACGAGGAGAGCAUGAAGGUCGUGCGCAUGAUUGAGAAUACGAGGACCGCGGGGCCCGGGGGGAGGGGCCAGGGCGAACGGCCCGUGCUGGACGUCAGGAUCGUGCAGUGCGGUGAGAUGUGA